AGUAGCACUGCCACCAGCAACGUCCCUUCAACCGACCUCGAUGUGCUCGUUCUACCUGUCUUCAAAUCUCCUUCAGUGUAGCUUGAUCUCACUCCUGCUUCACUCUUAUGCUCCAUUUAGCUCAGAACUCGUGCUAGAAUAGCUGUCCUCAGUCGCCCAGACGCACUUCCCCCGGGCCAGCGUGGUGAUUCGAUGGCCAUCGAUAGACUUAGCAUCAGAAGCAUGUUUGGCACGGUGGUCCACAAUCGAAGCUUAUUUCCCUCUUAUUCGGGAAAUCAUUCAGCAAUUUUUCAUCGGUGCCAUGUAUACUGCGACGCGUGUUUGGGCUUAUAAAAGGAACUGGCGGUAGUCAAAAAUGUCGCACUACAACUUGAGUUACUUGAUUCAUCACAUUUUCUUGCCUCCCAAGCUCCCCCAAUCCAAUGACUUGAGUGCGAAGAAUGAGCAUGACAUGUGUGCAGUUGUGCACGACGCAGCCCUAGCUUUCGGAAAGAACUUUUUCGCGCUUGAAGGAGGAGUUCGUUGGGUUCGCGCAGUUGGAAUGUUAAAAAGUCUCCGGUUGCUGUAUGACUCCGAAUCCUACACGAACGAAGCGAUGGAGCAGUGCAUCAAGGCUAUGACUCCAGGAGAUGUCACUGCAUGUCUUAUACGUGCUCAGAACGCCGGCUUCAUCAUUCGGAAAUUGAAUGAUAGGACGGUCUACGAAUCUUUUGAAGUCUCGGUACCCAACGAGGUCGUAAUGGGCAACAACGGAAAACUGGUUUGUGUCUACCCUGGACCUGCCAUUUCCGUGAGCUCAGAUAGGGCGAACAAUCCCCAAUUCAUACGCGAAUUGGCAAAUUUUCUCGCACACAUGAAUGUUGACGUAUUCGAAGAUGCGAUGCACACAGCUCGCAAAGCUGGAUCGCAGGUGGUCGAAACUCGGGACACCCCUCAUCCUCGCUAUAUUACCGAACUGCUCACCGGGAUUCUUCGGGGUAUGGGAUCCCCUGAAGACGUACCGCGAAUCGCCAAACGCAUUGCGGAUGAUAUUCUUUGGGAUAACACCCUCCUUCCGUGGCGUCGUUCGCCGCUAUGGCUGGUCAUCCGAGUUGCGCUUCAAACGUCGCUCCGAGAUCCCACUAAUGGCUCUCAUGCGUUAUACAAGUCCUUCAUGACAUUCUUAAUGUCGAAGCUCCUUCGAAAAGCAGUUGAAGCGGAGUUGGACAGCGAUUUGAUCUCGGUCAUGCACAAGAAACUUGCUCGACGUCUGUACAAGAUUCGCGAUACUGCUCCAUCUUUCUUACAGUCCGGGGUACUCGAUGCCGGAAAAUUUGCGCAGGCGUUACUACAGAAACGUUGGGAAGUAGUGCAAGAACAAUACGCAAACAACUCGUUGCAAGGAUGGAAUCCUGCAAGUCUGGAUUUCUUACGUGAUACCACUCUGUCGCUUACGAAGAGCAGGAGUUACAUCUCUGGUGCGAUGAAGAAAACCCGUCAAGCUUCCCCUUCCCCCUUUCACCCCAAUGAGCAUCCACGGCUCAAGACUUUGCACCAGUACAACACAACAGCCUUCACGGAGGCCUUGGAGAAGUUGAGAGAGCUAGCGUUGUACGAUUUCGAGCGUGCGAUAGAGGAUGAUAUCGAUGUCUGGGUCUGGAGUUGUUCUACCUCGCGUGAUUUUGAGAAGGGAUGCUCUACUAUCUCAGAGUGGAUAAACAUAUAUUCGAAGGAGGCAAGAUCCCGGUAUCAAGGGAAUCCGGAGGAAAUGUCCGUUAUGUUUCUGACGCUCUUGGAACUCUGGAUUGGAUUGGAUAAACUUUGUACGUCUCAUUGUGAUCUAGUCCUUCGCUACUCUCCCGAAAUUAAGGGGGGCAUCUUUACACCAUUACUCUUACGUCGAGCUCAAUCAAUUGAUCGACUGAAGACUGCGCUCCAAUACUUGCGCAAACGUCAAGACAAUGCCACCGUCUCCCUUCCCUCGAUUUUUUCUCCACGCUGCACUUCCACCACCUUUCCUGUCGCCUUUUUCAACUCUUCAUCAGAACACCAAUCCCUCAGGCAGCUUAUCGAACAGAAAGCAGAGCUCGACCGUCAGGAAAAAGUUGAGGAGCUCAACAAAAAAAACGAGCAUCACCGAAACCUCGAACGACAGGCCGCCUCACAGUCGCAUAAAGAGAGCUUCAAUGUGAGUGGUCGGCGGAUACAUAAGAAGAAAAAGUGCCCAAAGUGCAAGCUAGAGAAGGAGAUGUCCUCCAUGGAAAUCCGGGUUUUGGAAUGGCCGCUUCCCUCUGACGAUUCUGAGGCCAAAGGAACCGUCUUUGAAUUAGCCCCUCCCGUGGUAUUCAGCAUAUGGCGGGAUACGACAUACUUCUUGUUGCACGACGUCUUUACUCCAGUUGCUCUUCGCGAAGAAAGCUCUGCCCCCGAUGCAAAAGUCGAGUUACAAAACUAUUCCGGGCUCUCCUCGUUCAUGUCAUCCUUUCAAUCCAGGCGUCUUAUGUUAGCGUCCACCACCAAAUCCUGGGGCAGAACACACUAUAAAAGCGUCGGAAUACCGAACACUGAAGGCCAAGUUUGUCUCAAGAAUGGCCUAGAGCUUCGACUAUUUGACACCUCAGAUGCAGUCUGGAUAUCGCAGCCUUUCGCUGGAGUCACAAUCUCCAGCGAUUGCACUUUCCUGUUACCACCAGGGCCUUACUCCAACCUUCAGUACGCUGUCGAUUCGACCGCACAUACGUCAAAUGAGGUUCUCGCCAAACAAUCUGAGUGCUCUCGGGAUCUCACGUUACAUGAAUACAUUUCGUUUUGUUCGCUUCGGGCAGGGGCUCGACUUCAAUGGCUUAACCUACUAAGAGAAUUACGCGCGCGGAUCUUGACUUUUUCGCAGGACGCCGUCGAGAUGUUAAUCGCCCAAACGGUUCUUCAGAUGGGACCGUUGUCACGUGAUGACCACUGGGAGUGGCAUCGGGAACUUUAUGAUCCUGUCUUUCAGUCGAGACUGCUUGACGAGCUGAAGGAUCUGAAAGAUAGUAUUCAAGCUAACUGGUCCGAAGUUGCAUCGAUGCGAACUAUCACCCUGCUGACACACCGCGUUUUAAUCUGGUGUGGAGAUGAUCAUGAGGAAGGUCGCACAGUUUUACAUUCAAACUUAAAAGAUUCCGUGCGAAUCGCUCAUGGAUGGAUGAAAGAAGUGUACGGAAAGCUCCAAAAGGCGAGUAACACAUCACAAGCCUCAGACCUUCAACUUCGCCUAUGCGAGAUGGCGGCCGCUUGCAGGAGCGCCGGUGACCUAGACUCACCGCGUUACGACGUGGCGCUCAUGGUGGAAGCCGGUUUGAUUUUGCGAGACAACAUGCCAGCAGAGUUGGCGACAACAAAUUCCUCGAAGGCCAGGCUAUUUACCCUUGAUAGGCGGCUACGCCAUUCUUUUGAACCAUAUCUCGCUUCAAUCAUCGCGAAUGGUAGCCGUACACCUUUCAACCAAGCUAUCCUCGAAUACUGGCCCGCGUACAAUCCGAAAACUCAUUGGGUUCAGCAAUCUGCACCUAAUGAUCGCUGGUUAUGUUCGAAAAGUAGCUCCCACGAAAUCGCCUUCAACAUGCUUGAGAGUCUGCUUUUGAUUGAUGGUAAACGUCUUGGCCGAUUACCUUUUGAAAUAAUGUCCCACCCCACGUACUCGAGGAUAUUGGGGCAGGCCGUUCUUGAUGCCGUUCCAUCAGACGAGUUUGGUGCACAGUUUGUGACGAAGACCUUUGUUUCUGGGUACCAGAUCUUUUUCAAUCUUUCGCCUGACACCAAUAAGCUUGUCAUUAAAGCCAAAUGCCGUAAGACCAACCGACAGUUCGAGGUAAUACCCCAUACGGAGUUGUUCGGCGAUCUACCUCAGUUCCUCGUCGAUGAUUAUGCGCAUUGGCUUGAUCUGGAUGAAGGUGUCAUUGAGCUUCGUCCGUUGUCCUCCCUAUGGGUACCUUCAUCCAUCAAUUGGCACCUCGAAUUCUUAAAUCCCAAACCCUUCCUCUGGCGAGAGUCAUCAUCUGGAAUCAUUCGGCUCAUUGACCCUUGUAGCCCCACUGCUGUCAUGAUUGCCGCUCGCCUACAUGGCUUUGAGUCGAGCAAAUUUCUGACUAUCUCGUGUUCGAUGGAAACACUGACAUUGACCAUUGAUGUUCCUCGAUACCGCCUUGCUUUCCAACUGAAUCUGGACGGUCAAUUGACCUGCCUGACCCUGCCCGAUAUGAUGGUCGAUGACAAUCAAUCUGCGGGAAUUAUGGUUGGGUUGCAAAGCCGACUUGUGUUGCGAGAUAGAACAUGCAGUACAAAGCGGGAACUGUUGGUUCCCAUUGGCGACAUCUCUUUUUCACCGAACGGCCACCAUACAUUAGUCACCAUUGAUACUGGUUCUCGACGUCGGGUCUCGUAUUAUAGAUAUGUGAUUGAUGACAUUCUUGGUCGCAUCGUGGAAAAUUCUGGUAUCCAUGCGAAACUCUACACGACCUAUCUCACUGCGAUCACAUCUCAUUGUCUUCCGGACCCGUUGACAGGCCGCAGGGGCACUGAAGAAGCAUUGCAUGAGCUGCGGUCGGCCAGCUGUCGGUCCUUUAUUCAACUAGACUUGGAGUCUCAACAUCUUCUCCAACAACUCGGGGAUUUGUCGCCGAAACGAAGAUAUUAUCCUGAGCAUCUUCGGUCCAUGCAGACCGUCGAGUGGAAGGCCUUGUCGUUUCUGUCUCAGAAUGACACCUUCCGCCGAUGCGCUCAAGAUAUCCUUGCCUUCGCACUGAAGCUCAAGUUGUUUGGGGAUAAAGAGUCUCUCUACGGCGAACAGGAGGAGUCAAAUUUCAAGUUUGAAGCUCUGACUGAGCGAGCAGCCCUUCGGAACUCGUGUUAUUACCCACCUGAAUUCCAUAUGUUACCUGAACCUUUGGAUCACCACUAUCCUUCCAGAGAUUUCAAGUCUGGUGACAAGUCGUGUCCCGAAAAUCUAGUGUUUUCGAAUUCAUCCUUGAUCGCAUCAUGGCCAUCGCAGCUCUCUACUACAUGUUCUCUCAAAGAAGAAUUCCUCAAACGGUGGCCCGUCAUUUCAGGUCCCGAUGCCGGUGGUAGUCUCCCGAAUGUUUCAUAUUGCCGUUAUUGGAUGGAGAAACCACUCUCAGAGACAUGGAUGCAUCUUUAUGAUUUACUACGACAAAAUGGUACAAACAUGUAUCAGGUAUUAUUUACCCUAUGCGCAAUAGGGUACAUGCAAACACAAUCCGAUACAAACGCCCUUGUUCCAACUUUGCUCGCAUUCGCAGUUAACCACAAGUUAUUUUCCCAGCAUCCGCCUCCCUCAUGGCAGAACUUUCCCCUAUCUGCAGGCUUUGAACCGAACAGAGAUCUUGUACUGGAAACUGUCCGGGAAUGUAGCAACCCAUUCAGAAGUGAGGACUAUGCUGAGGAGGUUCCAGAGACAGAUGAUCAUUUGAAACAGCGGCGCAAGGAGUGUUAUCGCCAAUACCUAGAAAGCGAAGCAGUGCAGAUGACUGAUCAUGCCAUAGCCCAGUGGCCGUGCACACGGCUAACUCCCAUGCCCCAUUCUUUCCGGGUCCUCGACAUCAGCCGUUGCCUUGGUGAAUUGAAACCUCUUUUUACGGAAUGGUAUCACAAUCACAAGCUCUCGACUCACCUCGAUAGUGUGCAGGCUGUGUUAGAUUCUCUCCGAACCAGCGAACCGGUUCGACGUCUGGGUGCUCCUUACAGCUUUGAUCGAAACCGCGGUACACAAAUCCCCAUACAUAGUGAAAGCCUGUCCUUUGUCUCGCUUGACGAGCUUUUCCGAACAAUCCCAAGCUGCCCUGUGCUAGAGCUCCCCCCUAUACGACCAUCCCCACUUACUUGUUCUCCGUGUCACCAGGCUCCCACCGAGACCGAACCCGAUUACCAUGAUUUACAUACCCUUGUCAACAGGCUGCAGGUCCGCAUGGGAUCCAUCAGCAACAUCUACGCUGACGAUCUCAAUAAAAGUUUAAAUGCUCUUCAGGCUCAAUCACGACAACAUACAGCAACUUCCGUGUCUUACGAGGACCGCGCAGGGCUUUAUGCUUACCAAGCAGAAUGUGAAACUCAUUUGUGCCAAAUGAUAAGAAACAUCCAGAAGUCGCUCGGUCCGACCGCGCAAAGUGCGGUAAUGUACCAAGCCGGCUUAUGGCCUCACCUCGAGCUUCGGUCACUUCUUGAAAGCCUUGCCUCGAUACGCUCUUCCAGCCUAUCCGCACAGUGGAUGGGCAUUUUACGACACUUGGCGCGAAGUUUACUUGUUUAUCAAAGGUCGCGAAGACUGCUGCGGCUAGCCCGACUGGAGAAGUACGACGACCUUCGGAAAGAGGCUGAAAUUGACCCUAGCGUCAUAAAGACUGAGAAUUCUGAUUGGUUAUUGCUUCAGGCGGACAGUGAUUUCCUUGCCAGACGCGUCCAACUCACCGUGGCCCAAGAGAUGAUUUCCCCAUCAGCUGACCAAAACACCCUUCUUCAACUCAACAUGGGAGAGGGAAAAUCAUCUGUCAUCGUUCCGAUGGCUGCUGCGACUCUUGCAAACAGAAAGAAGUUGGUUCGAGUCAUUGUGCUGAAAUCUCUUGCAGGACAAAUGUUUUCGCUGCUCCGUCAGCGACUCGGCGGUUUGACCAACAGGCAGAUCCUAUACCUCCCCUUCUCGAGAGCAAUGAAAGUUGGAAUGGAGGAAGCCGAGCAGAUCCGGGAACUGUUUCGGUAUGCGAUGAAUGCUCAGUCGAUUCUGGUUGCCCAGCCAGAGCAUAUUCUCUCGUUCAAGUUGAUGGCUAUUCAUCGACUUGUAGAGCGCGAGGCCGUAUCCAAAUCCCUGGUCGAGACGCAAUUAUGGCUCGAUCAAUAUAGUCGAGAUCUUUUGGAUGAGAGCGAUGAAAUACUACACACCCGAUAUCAGUUGGUAUAUACUAUCGGGAAUCAGCAGAUGGUGGAGAACGGUUCAGAUCGGUGGACUUUGAUACAACAGGUUCUUUCGCUUCUCAGAAAAUGCGCUCCCUCGAUUCGAGACUCGUUCCCGUCAGGGAUAGAGGUUGGAGACUCUUUGGGAAACCGUUUCCCUUCCAUCCGUAUCCUUCAGGCCGAAGCUGGAGCCCAGUUGAUCUCAGAAAUGCUCAGAAGGGUGAUGGAGGGAGCUGCGAGCUUUUACGUUGAACGCUUUCCGCUGCGCAUUCGAGAAAUUGCCAAAUCUUUCAUCAUGAAUGAGGUAUUAGUUACAGAAGAUAUGGAAGUUUUGAAGAAUCAGUGUUCCGAUCCCGCCUUUUGGAACGAUCUUCUGCUCUUGAAGGGAUUGUUUGGGCACGGUAUUUUGGUUUAUACGUUGAAAGAGCGGCGGUGGAGGGUAGAUUUUGGUUUGGAUCUUUCGAGAUCACUUUUGGCGGUACCAUACCGAGCAAAAGAUAUCCCGUCGUUGAGAGCGGAAUUUGGGCAUCCGGAUGUCGCGAUCGUUCUGACGUGCCUGAGUUAUCUCUAUGGCGGUCUAUCGCAAGCAGAGUUGGACACCUGUUUCCAGCUUCUAUUCAAGCUCGAUAAUCCGGAGCUAGAGUAUGAUCAUUGGGUGCGCUUCGCAAACAUUCCAGAGGGACUUCGAAGCAUCGCUGGUGUAAAUCUCAAGGAUUCCGAGCAACGACAAGGCCACCUCUUUCCUAUUUUCCGACACAACCACGCAUGUAUCGACUUCUACUUGUCCAACGUCGUUUUCCCAAAAGCCAUGAAAGAGUUCCCUCAAAAGCUUGCCACUAGUGGAUGGGAUUUGGCCUGCCGAAAAAAGCAGAUUACGACUGGAUUUAGUGGAACGAACGAAAACCGGUACCUUUUGCCGACAUCAAUUAGUCAAGAGGAUACCCCAGAGCGAAUCAGUACCAACGCCAGCAUGCUAGUCCUUCUUUCUCGACCAGAAAACGACUGGUACAUGUCUCCUUCCUCUCAGAAUCUAUCAGGAGGCCAAAUCAUUGAUGCCAUUGUGGACGAAACCGAGGGAUGUGACAUUCGGGUAUUACUUGAUGUCGGAGCACAGAUCCUGGAGAUGACCAAUAUUCAAGUGGCUCAAUACUGGCUUUCUCGGAGACCAGAUGCCUUGGCAGCUGUCUUUUUCAACGGGAGCGACGAGUUGGAAGUUAUGACUCGAGAUGGCUCAACAGAGAUCCUCUCCAUGUCUCCAUUUCACCAACGGCUUGAUGACUGCUUGGUGUAUCUGGACGACGCACAUACGCGUGGUACAGAUCUGAAACUUCCCACUACGUGGAAGGCUUGCGUUACACUUGGUCCCAAGGUUACGAAGGAUAGGCUAGCACAAGGUUGCAUGCGUAUGCGCAAAUUAGGACAUGGGCAAUCGGUAAUGUUCAUGGCACCUCCAGAUAUCGACACUGCCAUCCGCAAGCGAAGUAACAAACUUGACCCCUCUUCCAAGAUUAACAGUCGUGAUGUUUUGAUAUGGGCGAUGCUCGAAACGUGUGCGGAAAUUGAGCGUCAGGUUCCGCACUGGCUUCAACAAGGCGCCGACUUUCAUAGUCGCAAUGAAGGGUGGAAAGCUGUAUCGGCUGCACAAGGACCAUCUGCAGCUGUCGAGGCUCUCAGCUCUACCUGGUCACAACCGGAGGCACGCACUCUCCAAGACAUGUACGGAUGUUCUCCGAAUUUAGCGAAUGGUGAAUUGGUGGACAAGGCUCGAAAGAUUCCAGAGAUUCGGGCGCAUUGCGAGAGGCUGGGUGUAACCUCUGUCCUUGACCCUCGUUUGGCAGAGGAACAGGAACGAGAGGUUAACCACGAGAUCGAAAGAGAAGCGCAACUCCAAAGACCUCCCAGGGCACAAGCCGCUGAACAUGUCCUUCACCAACACGUUGAGCUGUUUGUGCAGUCGGGAUUUGAAGAUAUACUCACGCUAUCAGAAGCUUUUGGCCCAGCGUUUGUCGCCGUUCGAGAUGGUGUUGCCUGCAUUCGCAGCAGCACCGUUCCUCUCCAGCCCCUCAUCACCGCACCUACUACCUCUCCGAAAGCCAAGAAGAAGACCGGUCGGAAGAAAAGCAAAAAAUCUGAAGCGCAAACCAUGACGAUAACCCUGGUAGAGAACCUCACUUCAACAAAUCAACUCACUUGGAACCUAUCGAAAACCCUACUAUUAGCCACCCGAGAUUUCUUGAAAACUAUUCGGUCAACCUCGAGUAGUUCAACUUGCGACUAUCUGCGGCCAUUAAACUGGGUGUUGACCAGCUGCCAUAGCUCCUCCAUAGUGAUUCUGAGUUCACAUGAAGUCAAUCAACUACUCCCAGCGAUUCGUCAAAGUGAUGGCGUACGACUUCAUCUGUACACGCCAAGAACUAUCCAGUCCGUGAAGCCCACCGAUGACCUUCAGUUAUACACCAUCCCUUCUACCUCACCUGCGGAUGACUGGCCAACGCCGAACCAAGAGACGAUCGAUCACCUUAAUCUCUGUGCAGGUCAACUGUACUUUUCCGACUACGAGGCGUAUCUUCGUACUAGUAGCUUCCUAGGGCUCUCUACCCCAGAGGAUCAACACCACGAGAUGGAAAUCGAACAGGAUGGAUUUGUGAAACCUGAAAAUCGAGUUGGUCAGUUAGCGUUGAGGUGCAAGUUUGAGAAGAGUCCGGUACCUUAUUUGAAGGCUUUGACUGGGUUCAGGCGAAGGGGAAUUACAUUUGAGCCUACGCAUCUAGGGAAGCUCUUGCAUGGAAGGCUGCUUCGCAAAAGUGACUUUGAUUCAACCGAGGACUAGCUGAGUAGCGUUGUAUCCUGCAUAUCAGUUAUUGAAACAGUCAACGACGUGUAUAAUUUUCUCUAGUUAUUGCAUCAUUUUAGUAUAUUUCCGUUUUCGAAAAAGCUGGCGCACUGGCCGUGUGUUACCUCGACUCUUUACAAAGUACCAUAAAGUAAAUUUGAGUUUGCCG
Marasmius oreades (fairy-ring Marasmius) is the source of this 9923-nucleotide messenger RNA. RefSeq lists its product as uncharacterized. Bases 356 to 9751 code for a protein of 3131 amino acids. The record is from RefSeq and is a predicted model, not a curated record. NCBI's taxonomy places the organism in Eukaryota, Fungi, Basidiomycota, Agaricomycetes, Agaricales, Marasmiaceae. The transcript is spliced from 10 exons.